CUCCACCAACUCCAUCAUAUAUUGGAGUGUAAGCUUAGGAUUAUUAUCAUUUGUUUCGUGGAGAGAUUUAUAUUUACUUCUCCCACAACUCAAAUCUUCAUUCUUCCAAAUAUUUUUUCCAUAUAAUAUCAUGCUUGGCAAGAGAACCAAUCCAAUGAUCGGAAGAUUAUCAGAAUUAUUAGUUUCCGGCAACCGUGCUGCCGGCUUCUUGGAUGUUGCCACUGCUCCAAGUCCGCGGAGCCCAUUAGACUACAGAAUUCAAUCACCAAGAGGUCUGAAGAAUUACGAUCUUGGUGGGGUUGGAUUAGGUAUAGUUGCUGCCCUCGAGAAGUCUACCUACAGCAGUUCUGAUGGUACCAGCAGUGGGCAUGAAAUUUUGGCGAAGUAUGCAAUACUUUGUAGUUCUAAUAACACGACUAGGUCAGAUCCUAUUCCUGUCAAGAUUGGUCUUAGUCUGCAUAAAGAAAUGUUGGAGAUUGAUAGCUUGGACGAUUAUACAUAUGUAACAACCCAUGGACCUGAUAAUAAGUCAAUGACAAAGGUUUAUUACGAUCAUGGCCAAAAAGGGCAUCGCAGAAUUGGCUUUGAUUCAACGACUGAUAAUAGUUUUGGUGUUGUUUCUGUGAUUAAAGAAACACCGGCCCCAGCAAGAUUUGUCGAUGAGGUUGCCUAUCCUACUUCAGAUUUUCUCAGUUCUUGUCACUUGUGCAAGAAAAAGCUCCACGGCAAAGACAUAUACAUGUACAGAGGAGAGAAAGCAUUCUGCAGCGCAGAGUGUAGAUCAAGGCAGAUAAUGAUAGAUGAGCGAAAAGAACAGUGCAGAUCAGAGGUUCAAAGAUCUGCAGAUGUUUCAAGCUCUCCUUACACAACAAGUCCAAUCUUCUCAGCUGGAAUUCUUGCGAUUUAGCCUUUUUCUUUUUCUUUUUCUUUUUCUCUUUUUAUUAUAAUCUUAUGUUAUGGUGAUAUACAUCAAAACAAGUAUAUAUUCUAGAGCAAUAAUUCAUACACAACAAUUUUCAGCUCAAUAUUCAGAAGAGAAAAAUAAAAGAGAAAAGAGAAAAGAAAAAAAAAAUAGAGCAAUUUUUGUUCUUCGAUCAGAUGUACUAUAUAUAUAUCAAGGAAGAGUAUAUGACUGUAGCAGCAAAAUUGUGAAGUUGAAAAUGAAAAACUGGAUAAGCUUUCUGUGUA
Ricinus communis (castor bean) is the source of this 1188-nucleotide messenger RNA. Its product is annotated as FCS-Like Zinc finger 13. NCBI's taxonomy places the organism in Eukaryota, Viridiplantae, Streptophyta, Magnoliopsida, Malpighiales, Euphorbiaceae. The record is from RefSeq and is a predicted model, not a curated record. The coding region runs from base 131 to 907 and encodes 258 amino acids. The transcript is spliced from 2 exons.